Messenger RNA from Tribolium castaneum (red flour beetle), 1218 nucleotides. RefSeq names its product TBP-related factor (gene Trf). The coding region runs from base 23 to 739 and encodes 238 amino acids. Gene Ontology annotation, biological process: DNA-templated transcription initiation. Gene Ontology annotation, molecular function: RNA polymerase II general transcription initiation factor activity; DNA binding. The transcript has 4 exons. NCBI's taxonomy places the organism in Eukaryota, Metazoa, Arthropoda, Insecta, Coleoptera, Tenebrionidae. The record is from RefSeq and is a predicted model, not a curated record.
UUUCUUAAAUAAUCACAGAAAAAUGGAACAAAAACAAACAGACGUGCACUUGCGUGCAAUGUUGAAUAGCCCUGCACGUUUUACUCCAGCUGUCCCUACCCCGGACUGGUCCGCAGGCCCAGCUGUGCCCCCUUCACCUCAGAUUCCCGGAAAAUCUAACAUGAUUGUGGCAACUCCUGGUUCAGCAGCUGGUGAACCUCAUACAAACAUAACAAUACAAAAUUGCGUAACCACGGUUGAUCUCAAUACAAAACUAGACCUGGCGUUAAUUAACGCGAGGACCAGAAACUCGGAAUAUAACCCAGCACGGUUUCAUGGGUUAAUUAUGAGACUUAGAGAUCCAAGAACCACAGCUUUGAUAUUCCAGACUGGUAAAAUUGUAUGCACUGGGGCUAAAAGCGAGCAAGAUGCGCUCCUGGCGUCUAAAAAGUUUGCCCGGAUUAUACAAAAAUUGGGCUUUGAUAUCAAAUUUGACAACUUUAAGAUACAGAAUCUGGUGGCGACGUGCGAUUUGAGAUUCCCCAUAAAAUUGGAAAGUUUAAGUUUAUUGCAUGGACAGUUUUGUAGUUACGAACCUGAACUUUUUCCUGGAAUAAUCUACCGCAUGAUUAAACCACACUUGUGUUUGCUUAUUUUUGUCAAUGGGAAAAUUGUUUUCACAGGCUCCAAGUCGCGAGAAGGAAUUAAGGAAUCGCUGGAUAACAUUUACCCAAUUUUACGUAGCUUUAAGAAAAAUUAAGUAGACUGGUUCUUUGAGAUAUUACUCUGAGAAAUUUUUAAUAAUGGAUAUUGGUCCAUAGAGGGCACUGGCAACAAUUUCUCUCUAUUACGCAAAUGACGUAAUAAAAUUAUUUUUUACACGUGUAUUCCUCACCGUAAUUAUUUCUUGAUUCAAAUUAAGACUUCUACGCCCUGUUAUUGUAUUUAUGUCAAAGGUUUUAUAGAUUUUUAAAAUAGUUAAUAGAGCGAUGGUAUUAGUUUUACCGCUAUUUUACAGUGAAGUACUAAUAUUAAAAUCGAUCACCUGAGGGCGCAACAGUCAUAAUUUGAAUCGGAAAUUAAGUCAAUCUUUGUGAGCAAUUACUCAAAACACGAGUUUUUAUUUAGGUGGGCGUUAAUGGCCGUAGACAUACGUAAGGCUUCAAACAGCCAAUUUUGUUUUAUUAAGUUUUCUUCGAUUUUAUUUUGUUAAUUGAAAAUAAAUUGUACUUUUGUGAA